Carassius carassius (crucian carp) is the source of this 726-nucleotide messenger RNA. RefSeq lists its product as uncharacterized. The transcript is spliced from 6 exons. Gene Ontology annotation, biological process: response to bacterium. The record is from RefSeq and is a predicted model, not a curated record. NCBI's taxonomy places the organism in Eukaryota, Metazoa, Chordata, Actinopteri, Cypriniformes, Cyprinidae. Bases 1 to 726 code for a protein of 241 amino acids.
AUGUUUGCCUGUGGCACAUGUCAGAUAAAGGGUGUCAUUCACCAGUAUCCUUUUGUAGUUGCUGAACUUGGGAGCGGUGUGAUUUUACCUUGCUCUUAUUCAUUUGACAUGAUACACACUGUUUCAUGGUUUAAACAGACUGUUGUUGGAACUAACUUUUUCAAUAUGAGCAUCAUUAGCCUAAAGGAAAUUGAUUUUGUAAACUACUAUUGUGCUGUGACCUUCAUGAGCACAAUUGAGUUUGGAGAAGGGACGAUUUUGCUACACAAAGGUAAAGAUUCUGCCAGUGGGGCCACAGUUCUCCAGCAGCCAGUAUCUGACAGACUUCAUCCAGGAGAUUCAGUGACUCUGCAGUGUUCGGUCAUCAGUCAGAUCUGUGCAGGAGAAUACAGCGUCUACUGGUUCAGACAUUCAUCAGAACAUUCUCAUACAGGACUCAUUUACACCCGUGAUAACAGGAGUGAUCAGUGUACGGAGAGAUCAGAGAACGGCUUUUCUACCCAGAGCUGUGUCUAUAGUCUCUCUCAGACUGAACUCAGAUCAUCUGAUGCUGGGAUUUAUUACUGUGCUGUUGCCACAUGUGGGAAGAUACACUUUGGAAAUGGAACUAAUUUAAUUGUUGAAGCAUCUUUGACUUUUUGGAAUCCUGUUGUUUUAACCUUGUUCACAAUAAGCAUCAUUUCCAUUAUUGGGAACAUAUUUCUGAAUGAUUCAGUGAUGUGCUAA